Molecule: messenger RNA, 731 nt
Organism: Anopheles coluzzii
Lineage: Eukaryota; Metazoa; Arthropoda; Insecta; Diptera; Culicidae
Exons: 2
Coding region: 105-731 (208 amino acids)
Source: RefSeq, a predicted model, not a curated record
CAUUGACGCAGCAGUAGAAAGAGUUCACUAUUCCGUAAGAUACGUGUUAUGCUUGUUCUGUCCAUUAUUUGACUAGUUUUAGUGAUAGAAACUCCCAAAUCGCGAUGGCUUCGCUUCGAUCCUUUAUGAUUCGAAUGAAUUAUCUUGAUCGAUCGUCUCCGUUUAACAGCCGCAAGCGGCGACGACGCUAUUCGUCGGCUACUUCCGGCAGCUCGAACCUGUUUACCGAUCUCAACAACAACGAGCUCCUCGUACCGAUCGUCAAUCCAUCGCGGAGUCGUUUCAAGGUGUCAGCAUGCAUUUACAAACACAUCCCGUCGUCUUCCGAUGGCGCCAAAGAUUGUUCCAAAGAACAGUCUCCACAGCUGGCUGUGCAGAUAUUUGAAGGAUCCGAUAUUAAGCUACGUAAUGAACCGACCAUACCGGUGUCGAUGGAGCGAUUUCUAGCCUUCGUGCAGAUGGAUUGUCCGGAUGAUGUCCUCGUGUCGACAGCGUAUUGCGUUCCGCGAAUGGUUCCCGUCUCGAACGUGUCCUUCUCCUACGCUCACUACGACACGGAGCGGAUGGUUAAAACGAUCGUGCACUGCACGAAAGUUGAAUUCCGGCGUAGAUAUUUACCAGUCGCCAAGCAGUCGAUCGAGAACGAUCAGCACAACAACAACAACGAAGACGACAGUGGCCAGCAGGCGUGUUUCAUUACCUACGCAUGCUGGAAUGUUUCGGAGCAUUAA